Pocillopora verrucosa is the source of this 2928-nucleotide messenger RNA. Its product is annotated as noggin. Lineage: Eukaryota; Metazoa; Cnidaria; Anthozoa; Scleractinia; Pocilloporidae. The record is from RefSeq and is a predicted model, not a curated record. Gene Ontology annotation, biological process: negative regulation of BMP signaling pathway; osteoblast differentiation; dorsal/ventral pattern formation.
GAUAACAGAACGACCUUUAACGAUCAUGAUUUGCUCGGAAAACAGUCAGCCCAUCAAAUCAUUGAUAUCAGUGGUUGCAAGUUUACCAUUAAGCUGUAGGAGGCGCUUCAAACUCAUUAUCCUCAAGAUUAAUGGUAUAAAUUUCAUCAAACAAUCCGGAAUGCAAUAACAUUUAUUCGUGAAGAAAAUCACUGCCACUUACAAUUUACAUCCUGUCCCUGAUCGCGGAAGCACACCGAGAACAUCUUCUUUAAUAAAUGUCACAAGUAGCGAUAAAAAAGGAUUAGAGGUAUUAGCGCUUAAAUGGAUUUUCGAGGAACAAUGAUCAAGAAUAUGUGAACGAUAAGAGUAGCCAUGCAUAUAAAACAGUUCGUUCGACUGAUAUGGACCUGUUGGAAGCUGUUUUUCAGAUCUCCGCCCACUGUUGUGAUCUGAUAAACGAAGACCUUGUGUCUUACUGAGCUUGAAUAUGUUACAAAACUCGAAAAAGCCAGAUGCAGCCAGGCCAGAGAGAAAUGUUGGUUUGAGCAUGUAGCCGGUGCCCCGCAAACACACAGAACAGUGCCGGCCUCGCCAAUCAUGUUCAGUUGAUUAUCGAAACAUCAUUGAAUGACUAAACUCAAAUUAAACUUCGCCGACAUCGGGGCGCUCGCUAUUCUAGAGAUAACUGGCUUGACAUGAAUCAACGAAGCAUUUGAGGUUGAACCACGUAAGAGUCUAGAUCACGAUAAGGCAACCCUACGCAAACGAAGAAACGACUUGGACGACGUCUACUCCUUACAGCACCCUUAAGCUGUUUACUGAGAUGCAUCAAUCCAAAUUCAAGAGUAUAUUCGCACUUUUCGUGGUUUGCUGUCUCAGCACUGUUUGGCAGACUUCAUCAGAGGCGCUGCCUCCCUGGAAGCAUCUCAAGGGUGGUGUGGAUCAGCGACCCACAAGAGACAAGCUGAAACUAAAAUUUCCACUUGAACCAACCCGGUAUCCUAGCGAUCCGAUAGAAAGCGACUUUGACUUCGAGUCGCUGAAAAGAUUACUUGGCGAGGACUACGUUCCUGAAUAUAUUGCACUAACCAGAGAAGAGGUUUUAGAAAAGAAGGCCAAUGACACACUUUCACACGAGGAGGAUUUCAUGCGUAAAAUGUUGGUCAAAAGUAUGCCAGAGGAAAUUAAAAAUCUUGACUUUAAAAUGCCAGGUAUGAAAAGAUAUCUUGGACCUAAGGCAAGUAAAAAACUACAGCUUUGGCUAUGGCAAGUGUCGCACUGCUCAGUUUCACAGAAGUGGAAAGAUUUGGGAGUGCGCUAUUGGCCUCAUUUCAUUAACGUCGGGAGGUGCUCCAAGAAGGCAACGUGCUCCUUCCCUUCAGGAAUGAAAUGCCGGGUCUCAAGUACAAGGAAAGUCGGAGUUCUUCGCUGGCAUUGCUUGGAAAGAUUCGCCCAACGAAACGAGACUAACUGCACGUGGUUGAAGUUUGAAUACCCUGUGAUCACCGAAUGCAAAUGCGCCUGUCUCUAAUGAGACCGAUGGGAGUCAGGAGUAGUCCAUUUAGGGUUUCACUACCUGACGUAAAGGGUCACACAUGCGAUCCUAAAAUUAGAGAUUCGAAGUCUUUUAACUUUUAUGGAAGGAAAUUAGUCAUAAGAAGGCAGAACUAGAACUUGUGCAUUUUGGAAAAAAAUGUUGUCCAAGCUUUUGUUUGACAGGUAAGUUCCAUUAUGCGCGGCCUUUUCUUGGAUGAACAAAAAGCUUGUCUCGUGCGGGCUUGUUGAAUUAGCUGAAUACCAAGGUCAGAAUAAACAAAUUCGCACCUCAUUUAUAGGCUUAGAAUUACAGCAUGUCAAGGAACUAAUUAUAUAAUCUGGAAAAUCAUCCUAGAUGUAAUAAGAACUUUUUAAAAGGUAUUACACCCACAUUUAGGAACAGCACAGUGGUGCUCUAAUACAGAUACCUAUGAUGUUACAAUCGUCAGUUUUCUGUUAUCCAUUAGAGAACACCUGAGUUUACUUUACGCUCUAUACCAUCAACGCCUUAGAAAACACUUCCUAAUGUCUCCGACACGCGUAGAUCGGUAGCAAGAUAGAGAAAGCCGUUUCCGGCCAUUUUUAAGCCACUAAAUCUAAAAUCAACAAUUUAAAAAACCACUAUUGUUCUGAACCUGGUUCAGAUGCAUUGACGACGGUAAAAAAUUUUUGGGCGAUUGGUCACGAAUCAGUAAGAAAGCUGAUCUUUCUAAGAGACUGAAAUGCCCCAAAGAGAACAAUGUACUUAUUAUGUUGGAAGUACGACGCAAACUGUUGAAUCCAUUUUUGAAAGCUCAUAUCGUUACGUUAUAGUUUAAAGUAUACCUAUCGCACUAUCGGCAUCAGCUGAAAUGUUAAAAACCAUUAUAUAGGUGAAGUUCAUUAGCACGGUUCUAGAGUGCCCUUGGUCCCGUUUUGUUUACCUCAAAGUUAUAAAUAUAAGUGAAUCAAUCCAGCUAAACUCGUUUUAAGUUUCAGAGAUUGCAGCGAUUUUUCUCUUCUUGCAAUCCUCUAAGUUAGCCCAAUGCUUUCCCCGCGCCGUUUUUGUAUGUUUUCCUGAAGCGCUUCUAAAAAUAAUCCAAAGAAAUCUUAAUGAACACGAAAACGGAAAACGAUAAUAAAAGACUUAAUAAGGUUUUGCUAAAAACUGAUCUUACGGUUUACCUCCCUUUGUUCCAGAAUUUUCAGUUGACCGAGUUUUAAUUUGAACACUAAUAACAACUAGCGGAAUAGAACUCAUACUCGCCAUUGUUCUUUUGUUGGCCAUUGUCAACCGUCGGAAGAACUGAGCCAAAAAUAAAUGACCUGUAUACAUGCAGCACAACUUCAAAACACACAAUCACAGAUGCUUCUGUUAUGACGCGUUUCUGUCCAAUAUUCUGAUUGUGGGGGUGGAAGAUAAAUAUUUCU